Molecule: messenger RNA, 3095 nt
Organism: Papaver somniferum (opium poppy)
Lineage: Eukaryota; Viridiplantae; Streptophyta; Magnoliopsida; Ranunculales; Papaveraceae
Product: serine/threonine protein phosphatase 2A 57 kDa regulatory subunit B' theta isoform-like
Exons: 3
Coding region: 776-2311 (511 amino acids)
Biological process (GO): signal transduction
Cellular component (GO): protein phosphatase type 2A complex
Molecular function (GO): protein phosphatase regulator activity
Source: RefSeq, a predicted model, not a curated record
AACAACAUAAAAAGAAGAAGCAAAAUACAAGUUGCGUACAUGGAAAUUGGGAGAAAGUCUUAUAGUGGAUAAAUAAAGCGCUUAAUAAAAUCCCAUUUUCUAUUCCUUUUUCCUGGAAAUUAUUAGAUAUCGACAAUUGAAGUCUGGUUUAGUCUCUCUCCCUUGUUCUGUGUGCUUGGUGGGUGAAAAGAUCAAAGGAAAAACAGAUAGUGGUGGUCUGAAGAAGAGUGAAUUUGGUGAACCCCCGGUUUUAGGUUGUGGGGGUGUUUUUGGUUUAGACAAUAAAUAUCUGAAAAUCCAGAAAUUCCUCGUUUUCCCCAAUACUCUCCAAACUUCUCACAUCUAUCAACAACAACAAUUGACCCCCCCUUGUCUGUUCUGUAAGUAUCAAACCUACUCACAUCUAUUCUUCUUCUUUGCUUUGAUUCAGAGGGUUUUCUUUUCAGAUUUGAUACUUUUAAGGUUUUGCUUGAUUUAAGGGUUGACAUAGUUUUCUUCUUAUAAUUGGGACUCCAUAAUUGUGGAACUGAAGUUUGGCUUUUUGUUAGUUAAUGUGUAAAGGAGUGGUUCUUUCUUGGUUCCUGGAAAAAGUUUUUGAGUAAAUUUAGCCUUUUUCUGAUGGAAGACAAGAGAGGGACUAAAAACUGAGCUCAUUAGAGAAAAGGGGCAAGUGGAUCUUGUGGAAGGAGUGUGUUUUGAUCUGCAAGAGAUUGGAGCAGUGCCCACAUGUUUUUCGAGAGAAUACGGGUAUUGUUCUUAUCUCACACUCACAGCUAUGAUCAAACAGAUACUUGGUAGGCUACCCCGUAAACAUUUCAAGUCUACUGGACAUCAUGAAUCAGGGGGAACAUCUGCUCCUGCUACUUCUACCACCAGUAACAAGUCUGGGAAUUUAAGCAAUGUCUCUCCUCCUAGUACCAUGGGAUUAAAUGAUGUCAACAGGUAUCCUGAAGUAGAAAAUUUAAAUUUGAAUGGGAGCUCUUCUGCUUCACGCUAUGAAGCUUUGCCUGGUUUUAGAGACGUGCCUAGUGCUGAGAAGCAGAACCUCUUUGUGAAGAAGUUGAAUUUGUGUUGUGUUGUGUUUGAUUUCACGGAUCCCACAAAAAAUGUGAAAGAAAAAGAGAUUAAGCGGCAGACGUUAUUGGAGCUUGUGGAUUAUGUUACUUCAGCAAAUGGGAAGUUUACUGAAGUUGUCAUGCAAGAGCUUACAAAGAUGUUAUCUGUGAAUUUGUUUAGAACAGAUACUUGUCAACCCCGAGAAAGUAAGGUCUUGGAAGCAUUUGAUGUGGAAGAUGAUGAGCCCAUGAUGGAUCCAGCUUGGACUCACUUGCAGAUUGUGUAUGAGUUACUACUGAGGUUUGUGGCAUCCCCCGAGACAGACGCAAAAUUGGCUAAGAGAUAUAUCGAUCACUCUUUUGUUCUUAGAUUGCUAGAUCUUUUUGACUCUGAAGACCCAAGAGAGAGGGAGUAUUUGAAAACGAUUCUUCACCGCGUCUAUGGAAAGUUUAUGGUACACAGGCCUUACAUAAGAAAAGCUAUCAAUAACAUCUUUUACCGUUUUAUUUUUGAGACGGAGAAACAUAGUGGGAUUGCCGAGCUUUUAGAGAUCUUAGGCAGUAUAAUCAAUGGGUUUGCCUUGCCACUGAAAGAAGAACAUAAACUAUUUCUUGUUCGGGCUCUCAUUCCUCUCCACAAACCUAAAUGCAUAGCAAUGUAUCACCAACAACUGUCAUACUGCAUUACACAAUUUCUAGAGAAAGACUGCAAGCUUGCAGAUACUGUGAUACGGGGUCUGGUGAAGUAUUGGCCUAUCACAAAUAGCUCUAAAGAGGUCUUGUUCUUAGGGGAGCUGGAGGAAGUUUUAGAGGCAACUCAGCUCCCAGAGUUUCAAAGGUGCAUGGUUCCCUUGUUUAGUCAGCUUGCUCGUAGCAUGAGCAGGUCACACUUUCAGGUGGCUGAAAGGACGUUAUUUUUGUGGAACAAUGAUCAUAUCGAGACCUUAAUCAAGCAAAAUCGUGGAGUUAUAUUACCAAUUAUCUUCCCUGCCUUGGAGAGAAAUGCUAGAAACCACUGGAACCAGUCUGUUCAAAAUUUAACUCUCAAUGUCCGCAAGCUCUUCUCCGACCUUGAUCCUGAGCUGUUUGAGGAGUGCCUGAUCAAGUUUCAGGAAGAAGAAGCAGGAGAAAACGAGAUUAAAGCAAGGCGUGAAGCCAUAUGGAAGCGUCUGGACGAAAUUGCUGCUUCGAAAGCCACAAGUUAUGAACCUGUGCUAGUUCAUCGCAGCAUGAUUUCUCGUACGUCUUCCAGCUAGGACAGAUAGGCUAAGUUGCAACAGCUUUCAUCAGGUCAGCAUCACUGUUGGCUAGAACGUCUUCAAAACCAUCAAUAGCGACGACAGGUAAGUUCUUCUGCACAUACAAUCUUGGUUCUCAGGUAUCAUUCCAAGGUAGAAGAGUACUCAGUUCAUAAUUUUUAAACCAAGAGCUUUCUUUAGGCAUGAAUAGAAUUAGCAUUUUAAUCUCUCACCACUUCGAAGUCGCAGUCAUUGUCACUCGCAGUGUAAGGGUAAUCUGCUUCGCUGCUGAUUCCUCCAUUUUCAAUAAUGAAUUGGAAAGCAUAGUUCAUUAGCCCUCCACCACAACCUGCAUCUACCUUCUUGUCACAGUCAACGAGUUCUUGCUCUGACAACGAAAUCAGUUUUCCAGAUCUGAUCUUGUUUAUUCCUUCUACCGAUGCAACUGUUGAGAAAGCCCAGCAACUACCUACAGUUUGCAAAUACGCACUAAGUUUAAUCUUUACAUACAAAAGCUUAAAUUCUCACCUUAGUUUUUCCUUGAGGGUCUGUUGAAUGUGUAAGCAUACUAACCAACUGCGGUAUCUCUCCAUUUUGUACUUACCGCAUGGUCCUUGAUCUUUGACACCAGUUACAGCUCCCAUCUCUCUCCAGUCUACUGAAGUUGGCAGCGGCAUACUUUUGUUUCUCUGCACUACUCUUUGUUUUCUCUCCGUUCUUUUCUUUUCACCAAUUAACUUAUGGUGUAAUCCAGUGUAUGCCGCUCGAAACUCUUCAGUACUCAAGUCAGCAAAUUUGUUGA